UUCUCUCGGCGCUUCAGAUAUCCAAAUCCCUCGCCGCAAGCCUUCCCCUUCAGCCUGCCCGCCGCUGGCGCUGCCCUUCUUCCCCGCCCCCUUCCAUUCCGUCUGCAUCCGUCUUCAUUACCAUUCUUACGCUCGGGCGGUUCGUCGUCUCGAGCUUCCUUCCCGGGAUCGACGACGGCAGGCCGCUCCGCGGUGAUGGCGGGCCGGUCGCUCGCGGAGCCCAGUCUUCGGUCCGCCACUGACGACGACGUCUCUGCCGUGCCCUCUACCACCACGUCGGCUGCGCGCGGUGUGUCUGCCCAAGACGAGGGGCCGGCGAGCGGUGUGCUGGUAGAGUGCAGGAUCUGUCAGGAGGACGGCGACGAGGCCUGCAUGGAGGCUCCUUGCUCCUGCAAGGGAAGCUUGAAGUACGCCCAUCGCAGAUGCAUUCAGCGGUGGUGUGACGAGAAGGGAGACACCGUGUGUGAGAUAUGCUUGCAGCAAUUUGUGCCAAACUACACUGCCUCUUCAAAGCUGUUUCAGCGCGGAAGAAACACGUUUUUCUUCAGUGCUCCUGGCUACAUCCAAGCACGGCCGAUGCAGAACGCGGAUCACUCCGCUACGUCGACAGGCUACGGACACGACCAAACGCCGGAUCCUACCGGCGUACUAUGCUGUCGCAUAAUCGCCAUCGCUCUGAUGGUCCUCCUCGUCUUCCGCGACGCCGUCUCCGUCUUCCUGGGUGACCAAGACGCCUACACCGUUGCAGUGGUCACGCUGCUGAUGCUUAGAACCGCGGCCAUCGUCAUUCCGGUCUACAUCAUACUGGUGGCGGUUACCGAGCUGCUGCACCGACGCCGGCAUCGGCAGGUUGUGCACGGCCAGGCUUCAGAUCAUGCGGCAGAGGAGCGGACGCAGCCGCAGCAGCAUGUCAUCAGCAUUCAGUAGCAGGCUGGCCAUGGCCAUCCAUCCUGGUGUUCUUGCUGUGCUGUCGUCCAGAAUUGUGUUGAUCCUUCGACGAACGACUGAGCUUCAGGUGUGACGUGACGUGCCAGCGAAUAUGAUAUGGAAGAUGACUUGGCUGUAAUCGUAGCUUCAGAACAGCUUUGACUGCACCUGUACAUAGUAGUAGUAGCAGUACCUUAUUUAACUGCUCCCAGCAGCAUUCUAUAGAGAGUUAGAGACCACUGUACGUGACCACCACUUUCUUCGGAUGAAGUUGAAUCAGAGGUAAGGCAAAUUCAGAGCUCCACAGGUUUGUGCACUGGGCGUAGUCAUGGGCUCAUGGCCUCAUGGGGCGGGUCUGAGCUAUGAAACUUCCAAGAAACAUAUGUUGGUCACUCAACCGAGAUACUCAGUUUUAGCGGCCAAGGU
Molecule: messenger RNA, 1353 nt
Organism: Zea mays
Lineage: Eukaryota; Viridiplantae; Streptophyta; Magnoliopsida; Poales; Poaceae
Product: RING/FYVE/PHD zinc finger superfamily protein
Exons: 7
Coding region: 196-927 (243 amino acids)
Biological process (GO): protein ubiquitination
Cellular component (GO): membrane
Molecular function (GO): ubiquitin-protein transferase activity; zinc ion binding
Source: RefSeq, marked predicted